AGCCCCAAUCGCACCUCGCAGUUUUCUCUCCCGGCACCGUGAGAGGUAUUCGCCGCCACGAGCGUCCAAAUCAGGGGUUUCGGCGUUUCGCGAACAAAGAUGUUGGAGGAGCUGCUCAUCUUCACCCGCGGCGGCCUGAUCCUGUGGUCGCUGGCCGGCGGCGACGUGCUCAAGGGAUCACCGAUCGAUGCCCUCGUGAGGUCCAUCCUCCUCGAGGGCCGCUCCGCCGGCGGCGGCGCCGGCUUCUCCCACGGCCAGCACAAGCUCCAGUGGGCCUUCCACAACGCGCUCGGCCUCGCCUUCGUCGCGGUCUACCGCCGGGUGCUCCACCUCCUGUACGUGGACGACCUCCUGGCCGCCGUCAGCGGCGAGUUCUCGCGGAUCUACGACCCGCGCCGCACCUCGUACGACGAGUUCGGGGAGAGGUUCCGGGAGCUCCAUCUCGAGGCCGAGGCGCGCGCUUCCCGUCCACCGCCGGCCGCCCCCGCCCCCAAGAAGCCUGCUCCAGGUACGCCUGUUGGCUUUCUCCAGGGUGAUGAUGAUGGUGGUGAGAAAACGGGUGAUGCUUCUGGAGUGGGUGACUCCGGUGAUGGGCUCAGUUCGGCAGAGGGUAGAUUCAGUGGUGUUGAGCAGAAUUCUAGUGCCGGCAGUGGCGUUGUUUUGGAAGAAGAGGAAGUUAAGGGACGACCCAGCAAUUGGGCUUUUAAUUUAGAUGUAUUGCGAAAUAGGGAUAGAAAACGGAAUAAAAAUAUAGUCAAGUUUGUUAAACCUGGCCGCAAGGAAAAGGAUGACACACCUUCCGUCAAGAAAUUGGAUUACAGUGAUCCAGCUGAUGGGAGAGAGGUUAGCGUGAUGGAACAGGCUGCUGCCAACCAGGGGCCAAGCAAGAUGGAUAAGCCUGAAGCUGCAAGCAUCAGAAAGAACGGUUGGUUCUCCUCAGUGUUUCAGAGCAUUGCUGGUAGCCAUGUACUGGAGGAUUCUGAUCUGCAACCUGCGCUCAAAGCUCUGAAAGACCAGCUUAUGACCAAGAAUGUGGCAGAGGAAAUUGCAGAGAAGCUCUGUGAAUCAGUUGCAGCUAGCCUCCGAGGCAAGAAGCUCGGAUCCUUCACACGGAUAUCAUCUACUGUUCAAGCAGCUAUGGAGGAUGCUCUCGUUCGAAUUUUGACCCCGAGGCGAUCUAUUGACGUGCUGAGAGAUGUGCAUGCUGCCAAGGAGCGUGGCAGGCCAUAUGUCAUCGUCUUUGUUGGGGUGAAUGGGGUUGGCAAAUCCACCAACCUCGCAAAGGUUGCUUAUUGGCUUCUUCAGCAUGACCUCACUGUCAUGCUGGCAGCAUGCGACGCGUUUAGAUCUGGUGCUGUUGAGCAGCUGUGCACUCAUGCUUGCAGACUUCAGAUUCCCAUAUUUGAGAAAGGAUACGAAAAGGAUCCAGCGGUUGUGGCGAAGGGUGCAAUUCAGGAAGCCACUCAGAAUAAAUCAGAUGUCGUCCUUGUUGAUACCGCUGGGCGUAUGCAGGACAAUGAGCCACUCAUGAGAGCACUCUCGAAGCUCAUUAAUCUCAAUAACCCGGAUCUGGUUUUAUUUGUCGGAGAAGCGCUGGUGGGCAAUGAUGCUGUUGACCAACUCACUAAGUUUGACCAGAAGUUGACAGACCUUUCCACUGCUCCCACUGAUAGGUCGAUAGAUGGCAUCCUGCUCACCAAGUUUGACACCAUUGAUGACAAGGUUGGAGCAGCGCUUUCCAUGGUAUAUGUAUCUGGAGCACCUGUCAUGUUUGUUGGCUGCGGUCAGUCUUACACUGACCUCAAGAAGCUCAACAUAAAGUCCAUUGUCAAUACCCUCCUGGAGUGAAUGCUUUGUGCUGCAACACCAGAUCUCAAUUGUUUAUCUUGAGGCUCAAAAGUUACAAACCAUCGCUACCGAUUGAAAACUUUAAUCUCCCUUUUUCCGUCCAUGUAAGAUUUUGACACCGAUAACAUGUGAAUAAAUGAAUGUGUUUGGAUAUUCAGUUUACGAAAAUAUAUUCAUGUCUUCAUUGAA
Brachypodium distachyon (stiff brome) is the source of this 2037-nucleotide messenger RNA. Its product is annotated as signal recognition particle receptor subunit alpha. NCBI's taxonomy places the organism in Eukaryota, Viridiplantae, Streptophyta, Magnoliopsida, Poales, Poaceae. The coding region runs from base 100 to 1848 and encodes 582 amino acids. Gene Ontology annotation, cellular component: signal recognition particle receptor complex; endoplasmic reticulum membrane. The record is from RefSeq and is a predicted model, not a curated record. The transcript has a single exon. Gene Ontology annotation, molecular function: signal recognition particle binding; GTPase activity; GTP binding. Gene Ontology annotation, biological process: SRP-dependent cotranslational protein targeting to membrane.